This is a messenger RNA of Cylicocyclus nassatus, 1446 nucleotides long. NCBI's taxonomy places the organism in Eukaryota, Metazoa, Nematoda, Chromadorea, Rhabditida, Strongylidae. The record is from the annotation of a GenBank genome assembly.
AUGCUGGAUGUCGCUAGAUCUGCCACGCCGAGAUUAUCUGCAUAUGCUUUCUUUCAGCGUGGAAAUACUGUAGAAGCAAUCAUUCCGUGCAUGAAGCCGGAAACGGCAGAAGUUGAUGACGGCAGAAUUCCAAGAAUCUACCAAGAUGAUACACCAUGGCUCGCCUAUUUCGCGAAAUACUGCUUACGAAAUGAACCGUGCAUCUUGAGUGCAGAGUUUACAGCCGACUGGCCUGCUAGGGAACUAUGGGUGCGUGAAGAUGGGUCUCUCAAUCUGGAUUAUCUCAAACAACAGUACGGGUCUCAAACUGGUCCUGUGAUGGCUGAGGACAGAUGUGAUCCUAUCGAAAUGACUGUUGCCGAAUUCUGCGAUUAUUGCGCUGAUCCUAGUGCUGCUGGGGAUGCCUCGCUCCAGUACAUGAAGGAUUGGCAUUUUCAGAAAAGCUGUGGAAUUAGCAUGUAUCAUGUGCCAGCAAUGUUGUCUGAUGAUUGGGCAAAUCGUGAAAAAUGGACAGAUGACGAUGAAAAUCCGUUUCGUGGUGAUUAUAGAUUUGUUUACUUUGGAGUAAAAGGCACAUGGACGAAGUUUCACUCGGAUGUAAUGUCAUCGCAUAGUUGGUCAGCUAACGUAUGCGGACACAAACUUUGGUAUUUUGUCCCAAUAGGCAACGAAAAUAUUUUCAUGGAGAAAAAUGGACAAAUUGCGGAGGAUAUCAGACCCUACAGGGACCUUUGGGAGAAGGCGGAUGUAAGGAUAAUGAUUCAAAAUCCUGGAGAGAUUGUCUUUGUGCCUACGAAUUGGUAUCAUCAAGUGCACAACUUGGAACUUACCCUAUCGAUCAACCACAAUUCGGUGAACGUUUCAAAUAUACAACUCAUCUACGAGUUCCUCUGUCGGCAUCUCAAAGCAGUACAGAAAGAAAUUGGACAUUUGGCAGAUUUAUUCACAGAGCAAGAAAUGAAAGAACAAGAGCAGUUCGUGCUAGGCGCAGAUGCACGCAUGAAUAUGCCGCGACUUCGAACUCUACUGCAGUUGGUUGUGGAUGAUCGCAGUCAAGGAGAUGAAGCAAGUUGCUAUAUCUGUACAAAGCAUUCGAAUCCAAAGGACUGCAAAAAAGAUCCAAUUUGCUUGGACAGAUUUUCCAAUUAUUGCAAGUGUACAACCAAACAUUGCCAGCGUUGUUCUGCUUUUAUGCGUUCAUUCGAAUUGUCCACAGCAAUUUCAUUGCUUGAGACUAUGAAAGAAGAUGGAUUUUAGCAAUCACUGGAAAAUUUGCUAGAUCACUGGUCAAUUCUCGAGCAAACCUCUGUUUACUCAAUAAGCUUAGCAUUAGCAUUGCUUUCCUAAUUAAGUUAGCUUGUUAAUAGUUGUUAAUUCAAAUGGUGCGGUUGCACGUAAAACCACCAAAAUUGUAAAAAAUGCUUCGUAAAAUUGCUUCGUAAACCA